Zootoca vivipara (common lizard) is the source of this 2187-nucleotide messenger RNA. It is a transcript of the gene DCTN5, whose product is annotated as dynactin subunit 5. Lineage: Eukaryota; Metazoa; Chordata; Lepidosauria; Squamata; Lacertidae. The record is from RefSeq and is a predicted model, not a curated record. Gene Ontology annotation, cellular component: dynactin complex.
CGGGAGGGCGGAAGUGGGACGCUUGUACGGUAGCCCCGCGGGGACAAUAGAGUCUGGGAGCCGCUCUGGGUGUGACGCGGGGGCUUCGCGAUGGAGCUGAGCGAAAUGCUCUACAACAAGUCCGAGUACAUCGAGACGGCAUCUGGGAACAAAGUGAGCAGGCAAUCUGUGCUGUGUGGAAGCCAGAACAUCGUGCUCAAUGGCAAGACAAUUGUCAUGAAUGACUGCAUAAUCCGAGGGGACUUGGCCAAUGUGAGAGUUGGGCGCCACUGCGUGGUCAAAAGCCGAAGUGUCAUCCGUCCACCUUUCAAGAAAUUCAGCAAGGGGGUUGCAUUUUUCCCUCUGCACAUCGGUGACCACGUUUUCAUUGAGGAGGACUGUGUCGUCAAUGCAGCUCAGAUCGGCUCCUAUGUCCACAUAGGCAAGAACUGUGUCAUUGGUCGCCGGUGCGUCCUCAAAGACUGCUGCAAGAUCCUCGACAACACAGUCUUGCCUCCGGAAACGGUGGUCCCACCUUUUACUGUCUUUGCAGGCUGCCCAGGGCUCUUCUCUGGAGAACUUCCCGAGUGCACACAGGAGCUGAUGAUUGACGUCACCAAGAGCUACUACCAGAAGUUCCUGCCCCUCACCCAGGUCUAGCCGUCUCCACCCAGCCCUCCCGUGGCCCUCUGCAGGAGGAAGAGUGGGAAGAAGCUUCGGCGUGACUGGCGUGGCUUGUGAGAGUCCUGCAAGCAGCUGGCCCCAGGCCCGACUGGCAGACUCUGCCAGAAGCUGCCUUGUAUAACACCACCUUCCCUCUUUGGCCAUCCCCUUCAUUCCUCUGCCUCACACCCUUGCCCACGACCUGGACUGUUCUGUCCCAUAUGGGAGGCCUUUUCCCACUGACCACCAUAGCCCUGCCACUGACCAGCCUGGACUAACCCCACUGUCUACUCCUUCACUUGUGAGAGACACACAUGUUAUUUAUUUAUCCCUAGUCCAGGGCGCAUUGGAAUGUGAAAUGGGCAGAGACAAACCUCCUGAGCCUACAAGCGGGGUGUGUGUGUGUGUGUCCUGUGUGCUUCUGCUGUCAUCUUCCCCCCCCCCCAACACAUUCCUAAUUAGAGGCAAACGUGACUAGAGGCCCCUCGGCACCCUCUCCUCCAGGCAGGUGCGUAUGUAGCCUCCCUCCCUCCCUGCCACUUUCCAGUGGUAAAGGCUCUGCUCCCUGCCUGGACAAGAUGAGAAAGUGGUCAUCUAUUUGGCCCUUGAGGGCUUCCCAGCAAGUCUCCAUCUCCACUUCAUACGACUCUUGUGAAGGCCAUCGUAGAUGGGGGGCAUGCACUGUGACCCAGAUCAACAGUCUGUCCAGAUUACCCCUCCCCUUUGUCAGCCGCAUAUUUUUCAGGCAGCGAGAUAUAUGUGACUCAAGGGUGGCACUGAGGAAGUGACCUGGCACUUAGCAGAAGCAAUCCACUCUUGAACACAUGCCCUCGGCAAGCAGCUGCUUUGACCCAUUUCUUCCUAAAGGGGGCAGCUUUGUAGAGGUUGUUCCAGAGCAUAGGGCUUGAGUGCAGGCAGGAGGUGGGUGGCCUUGUGGAUUUUGCGAAGGGGGGGGUGUCCCUGCACAGGGUUAUGAUUAGGGGUAGUAUGUCUGGAAGGGCAUAGGGCAGGGACAGGGCUCCUGUUGUUCUUCGGAAGUUGCUAGAUUCCCAACUCCCACCUUGCCUGACCAGGCUGGCUGAUGGGAGUCCAGCAUCACCUGGCAGGCCACGGCUUCCCCAUGGCUGAGUCAUCUGCAAGAGAAGGUUGUGUCCUUCCCUUUAGGGUAGACACGGCUGGAAAACAUGAAGUAACCAGCUUCCAUCUGGGGAUGCAAAUGACUCCCACCCCUGCCAUAUAUGCUCUGCCGAUCCUUUGCUUCUUUCCAGAUCAAACCCCCAGUCCAUUGGUUUGGUGGCUGUGCGCAUCCCUGGUUCCCACCCAGCUGCUUCCUGAAUGUUGGAUACAGGCCCAGCAUACUGGCAGGCAGGCGGGUGGGUGUGAGUCUUCUUUUCAUCUGUUCUACGGCACGUACGGCUUUGCCACCCAUUAACUAGCCAUGGCCUCUCCAAACACAGAAGCGUGGAGGAGCUGCUGUUAACCAUCGCUUCACUGGCCGCCUUGUUUAUACUUUGCUGUCCACAAAUUAAAAUCCUCUCAACUAGG